CGACUGACAAAAUCAUUCAAAAGUGCAACGCCAUUUUGAAAUCGCCUGAACAAUGCGAGUGGUCGCUCCUCGAGCAUUCCUGCUUCAGUCGCAUGCUCCCAGAGGACUGCCUUUCCAAUUGGUUCGAAGGAACAACCCAAUACGCAAUUGUAGAACCUUCGCAUCCGUGGCGAAUGAUUCCAGCUCAUCUUACGAUGUCGUCGUAAUAGGCGGCGGGCAUGCGGGUUGCGAAGCCAGCGCAGCAGCAGCCCGCUCAGGAGCCCGAACCGCGCUCGUCACGCCCAAGCUCGACAAUCUCGGGGUCUGCUCGUGUAACCCGAGCUUUGGCGGUAUAGGAAAGGGUACGAUGCUACGAGAGAUCGAUGCUCUGGACGGUGUGGUGGGCAGAAUCGUGGACAAGGCUGGCGUGCAAUUUCGUGUGCUUAACCGCAGGAAGGGUCCUGCAGUCUGGGGACCGAGGGCACAGAUAGACCGCUCGCUCUACAAACAGUACAUGAAAGAGGAGAUGACAAACUACAAGAACCUGACCAUCGUGGAAGGGAGCGUGGCUGACAUCAUCGUCGAGAACGACGGCUCGCUUGAGCCUGGAGUACACGGCAGGAUCACUGGCGUACGCUUGGAAGGAGGGCACGUUAUACCUACGAAAAAUGCCGUCAUUACCACAGGCACGUUUCUGGGCGGCGAGAUUCACAUAGGUCUUGAGGCAUACCCCUCGGGACGAAUGGGUGAGGCGGCGACGUUGGGUUUGAGCAAGUCCCUCCGAGAAGCCGGGUUCAAGCUUGGUAGGCUCAAGACGGGUACGCCACCACGGCUGGACAAGAAGACGAUCGAUUUCAGCGCGUUGCAGCCGCAGGAGGGCGACAAGCCUCCCAUGCCCUUCAGCUUUCUCAAUGAGCGCGUUCAAGUGGAGAACCAACUUCUGUGCCAUGCUACCUACACCAACCAGGCUACCCACGACAUAAUCCGAGCCAAUCUAGGAAACAGCAUUCACAUCCGCGAGACUGUCAAAGGCCCCCGAUACUGUCCCUCCCUGGAAUCCAAGAUCAUAAAGUUCCCUUCCAAGCCGUCUCACAUCAUCUGGCUAGAGCCUGAAGGGUUCGACAGCGAGGUCAUAUAUCCAAACGGCAUAUCCAUGACUGUCCCAGUUGAGGCACAGGAAGCGAUGCUUAAAACGAUCGUCGGCCUAGAAAACGUUAAAAUGCUGCAGCCUGGCUAUGGAGUCGAGUACGACUACGUCGACCCUCGCAGUUUGCGUGCCACGCUGGAAACAAAGACCAUCAAGGGCCUAUUCCUGGCUGGCCAGAUCAACGGCACAACAGGUUACGAGGAGGCGGCGGCACAGGGAGUUGUCGCCGGGAUCAACGCUGGUCUUUCGGCUCAGGGAAAAGAUCCCUUCGUACUCUCACGUGCAGAUGCAUACAUUGGAAUACUCAUCGACGAUCUAAUCACCAAGGGCGUCAGUGAGCCGUAUCGGAUGUUCACCUCCCGCAGCGAGUACAGAAUGUAUCAGCGAGCGGACAAUGCAGACCUGCGUCUCACCGCCAAGGGUUAUGCUGCUGGCGUUGUCAGCGAGAAGCGCUGGGCGGCCUUUUCCGAACAGAGUGAACAAAUCUCGUCGCUCACUUCGCUGCUUGAGAAUACCGAAAUGGGUUCGCAGCGCUGGCAAGACGCCGGCUUUAACGUCCGUACGGAUAGCACUCGCAAAACAGCCUUUACGCUCCUGCGUGCCACGGGCGUCAACCUCGACACAAUGUCCACCCUUCUUCCCGAUAUAAACAAGUACCCCCCCUCUAUUCGACGGCGCGUCGAAAUCGAGGGUGCGUACGCACCCUACGUUGAGAUGCAGCGGGCCACUGCGGAAGCACUGCGCAGAGACGAGGACUUGAAAUUACCGCUCGACAUGGACUACGACAGUAUAUUUGGCCUAAGCAUCGAAGAGCGGAACAUACUCAAAAUCACUAGGCCAGAGAGCGUGGGCCAAGCAAGAAGAGUGGAGGGUGUGACGCCGAACGGUGCGCUCCUACUAGCUAUUGCGUUAAAGAGGCGACGCAAGGGCGACUAUGUUCCUGUUGGUAAUGUACCUGGGGAGCCUCAGAAUGCAGUUGACAUGGCUAGAGCUGAGGGCUGAGCUCUAAGACUUGGGACUUCUGCUUACCCGGAUAGACCAGGAAGUGAGGUAAAUAUCCAUGAGGCUGGCAACAUCGUGAGACAAACCUCCCCUUCAACGAGUUACGGGCGAAUUGACAUCACAGGCUGGGUGCUUUUUUUUUCUCUCUCUUUAAAGCUAAGGAAUGUAGCGAGCAUUGGCAGCCCGCCUUGAUUGAUCGUCCGUCACGAGGCUCAUCUCACUCACAUACCUCGACUACCUGUUCACAACCGUGCUCUAUGGCAAGUCCAGGGUAUCACAAUCGAUACCAUCGGAGGUCAAAGUCCAAUACUGUCUAGUGCGUAGUCGCGAGGUCGAUCCACCUUGGCUGCGGGAGAACGGUUGCCGAUGACGAUUGAGCGGUUCUGCGGAUGACCGCCCCAUCGCCUCCAGGCUCACCGUGAUGAAUCGAUUUUGGUUAAGAUCUGUGUCAUAAGAACGGAACCUGUCGUAGACGACUAGUUUGUACUAAUUAACGAGCCUUGCCAAUGUAAAUAAAAAUACAACAUAGAACAUUCUGCAUCUCUGCGUUCAUCGAUGAAAGAUUG
This is a messenger RNA of Verruconis gallopava, 2694 nucleotides long. RefSeq names its product tRNA uridine 5-carboxymethylaminomethyl modification enzyme GidA. The transcript is spliced from 2 exons. Bases 53 to 2128 code for a protein of 691 amino acids. The record is from RefSeq and is a predicted model, not a curated record. Gene Ontology annotation, molecular function: flavin adenine dinucleotide binding. Gene Ontology annotation, biological process: tRNA methylation; tRNA wobble uridine modification. NCBI's taxonomy places the organism in Eukaryota, Fungi, Ascomycota, Dothideomycetes, Venturiales, Sympoventuriaceae. Gene Ontology annotation, cellular component: cytosol.